Messenger RNA from Pogona vitticeps (central bearded dragon), 2257 nucleotides. It is a transcript of the gene HMGCS2, whose product is annotated as 3-hydroxy-3-methylglutaryl-CoA synthase 2. Gene Ontology annotation, molecular function: hydroxymethylglutaryl-CoA synthase activity. Gene Ontology annotation, biological process: acetyl-CoA metabolic process. The record is from RefSeq and is a predicted model, not a curated record. Lineage: Eukaryota; Metazoa; Chordata; Lepidosauria; Squamata; Agamidae. Gene Ontology annotation, cellular component: mitochondrion.
UGGAGCCAGGACUUGGGGAAUCUCUUCAAAAGCCAGUGGGCUAGGGAGGCAGUGGAUCCCAAGUUCAGACCAGUUUAACCCAACCAGCCUGAGAAAAUGUUCCGACUUUUCAGCCACACAAAGCAUUGCUUUCAGGUGAAACAGGUGUUGCAGAGACCCCUUCGGCCCGUCCGUUUCCCAGCAGUUGUACAGCAAAACAGUUUCUCCACAGAUUCAGUGCAUCACCAGACCCAGACAUGGCCCAAGGAUGUGGGUAUACUUGCUCUUGAGGUAUAUUUCCCUUUCCAGUAUGUAGACCAAGUUGAGCUGGAGAAAUAUGAUGGUGUAGAGGCAGGGAAAUACACGCUGGGACUAGGCCAGAAGCAGAUGGGCUUUUGUGCUGCCCAUGAAGACAUCAAUUCCUUGUGCCUGACGGUGGUACAAAGGCUGGUAGAGAGAAGCCAACUGUCUUGGGACUCUAUUGGCCGUCUGGAGGUUGGCACAGAGACCAUAAUUGACAAAUCCAAAGCUGUCAAGACCGUUUUGAUGCAGCUCUUUGAGGAGUCGGGGAAUACAGAUGUUGAGGGCAUUGAUACAACCAACGCUUGCUAUGGAGGCACAGCCUCCCUCUUCAAUGCCGCUGACUGGGUGGAGUCCAGCUCCUGGGACGGACGCUAUGCCUUGGUGGUUUGUGGUGACAUUGCGGUCUAUGCCACUGGGAAUGCACGGCCAACAGGAGGAGCAGGUGCUGUCGCUAUGCUGGUUGGACCAGAUGCUCCUCUGGCUUUAGAGCGAGGUGUCCGUGGGACUCAUAUGGAACAUGUCUAUGACUUCUACAAACCAGACUUGGCUUCAGAGUAUCCUGUGGUAGAUGGACAGCUCUCCAUUCAGUGCUAUUUCCGUGCUCUGGAUCGCUGCUAUGCCACGUACCGCAAGAAGAUUGAAAGCCAGUGGCAGAAAGCUGGGAUAAACAAGCAUUGCACUCUUGAAGACUUCCAGUUCAUGAUCUUCCACACACCAUUUUGUAAACUGGUGCAGAAGUCCGUGGCACGGUUGCUGCUGAAUGAUUUCCUUGCAUCUUCCAGUGCCAACACGGAAAGUGGAAUCUACAAGGGACUGAAGGAAUUCAGCAAUGUGAAGCUGGAAGAGACCUACUCCAACAAAGAGGUGGACAAAGCAUUUCAGAAGGCAAGCCAGGAGCUGUUCAAACAGAAAACCCAGCCAUCCUUAUUCCUCUCUGCACGCAAUGGAAACAUGUACACACCAUCAGUAUAUGGUUGCCUUGCAUCUCUCCUGGGACAGUACUCUGCCCAACAGCUGGCCGGCAGUAGAAUCGGAGUUUUCUCUUAUGGCUCAGGACUAGCAGCCAGCAUGUUUUCCCUGAAAGCAUCCCAGAAUUGUGCUCCAGGUUCCCCUCUGGAAAAAUUGGUAUCUAGUCUUUCAGACUUGCAGGCCCGCUUGGAGUCUCGGAAAUGCAUUGCUCCAGAGAAGUUUGCUGAGAUCAUGAAAAUCAGAGAGGACACUCAUCAUUUGGUGGAUCAUACUCCCCAUGGCUCCAAGGAUGACCUCUUCCCAGGAACUUGGUACUUGGAGCGAGUGGAUGACAAGAACCGCCGGAAGUAUGCAAGGAAACCCAUCUAGGAGAGGAAAAAAAAAACAUUAUCAGGGCUUUCCUGAGUCUUGCCGAUAUAUGGAGAGAGCCUGAGGUGACAACUAACAUAACACAGCAAAGCAGCGCUUGGGUCCUGCACUUCUGAAGAUGCCUACCGGGUUCCCAACAUUCAGCACCAUUUUGUAUCUGCAUUUUCUAACAUGAAGCUCUUUUAUGUCUAGCUUUCCAUCUUUGGGCUUAUGUGACGAAUGGAUUUGCAUCUUCUGCCUGCUGUGACUGUUGGGUGUCCACAGUUUGCUUUACUGGUGGCACCUGCUUCUUCCCUUAGCAUCUUUUCACUCUGUACUCUUCACUGGUUUACUUGAGUGUAACAGUAUUUUUGUUUGGCUGGCAACAAGAUGUAACCUGAAGAGUUGACAGCUCCUGGCAAGGGAGAACCUGCAGCUGCAGAACCCUUGAAAAUGCCCUACAGCUCGUCGUUCCUUGUUCAGCUCAAUUCUCAAAAUAUUGUUCCCCGACCUAGUUCUAAACAACAUUUGAUUUUUGUACAGUUUGGAUGUUUGUUGCAAUUUAUGAAUAAUCCCCAACUAGCCUAGAAAUAUAGCUGAAGGGCUGUAUAAAAAUAAGUAUAACAAAUAAAGGAAUAAAACAAAACUCUCCCUCAUA